Messenger RNA from Colletotrichum chrysophilum, 1815 nucleotides. RefSeq lists its product as uncharacterized. Bases 1 to 1815 code for a protein of 604 amino acids. The record is from RefSeq and is a predicted model, not a curated record. The transcript has a single exon. NCBI's taxonomy places the organism in Eukaryota, Fungi, Ascomycota, Sordariomycetes, Glomerellales, Glomerellaceae.
AUGGCGCCGUUGCAGAGUCGCCUCCUAGCUGGCUUCGGCCUCAUCUCUGCAGCAUUCGCCGCCGACUCAGUCCUGUCCUUAUCGCUGUCCGAAGAUGUUCCCUCCGAUAUUUCUGCGACCGUCGACCCGUCGUUUGCCGGCUUCGGUAUCGAACUUGACCAUCUCUACUACUUCAUGGGAGAUGAAACUCCCAACGACCUGACGAUAAACCUUCUAAACAACCUUGCCAACUUCACCGGCAGACCGGCGCACAUGCGAUUGGGUGGAAACACGCAGGAUUAUCUGAUUUACGACGAUUCGCAAGACGACUGGCUCAUUAAGCCCAACCCGAAGCCGACCGCGCCGGGUGAUGUCCCGGCGGACAAUUUCAUUGUCGGUCCAAAGUUUAUGGAGAUUGCCAACCGUUUGCCAAAGGGAACUCCCGUUACAUGGGGCUUGAACUUGGGAUACGCCGAGUCGGACUACAUCGAGAGGCUGACGACCAUGGCGACGCAAAUCAUCGACCGAUGCACCAAUCUCAACCUCGUCUCAUUCGAAUUCGGAAACGAGCCAGACCUCUACAACUAUAACGGGUUCAGAAAGGGAUCUUGGUCCGGCUCGGUAUAUGCAGAGGAGUGGCUUGAUCGAGCACGCGCCGUUUGGGAGGAGGUCUUGCAACCUAAGAACCUGCAAAGUAACUUCUUUGAGUCUUCCGCCUCCACCGCUUGGGUCACUGGUACCGGAUUCGAGAUCAAGGACUUGGAGAGCUACCUUGAUGUCAAGGCCAACAACUCAGACAAGGGAUUCAUCACCAGCUGGAACCAGCAUAACUACUACUACUUCGUAGGGUCGUUCCCAUACCCCUUGACCCUGGAUUACAUGAUGCACUUCGACAACACCAAAGAGCAGUUCAGCACGAUCGAGGGUCAGCUAGACCAAGCAAAGGAGACGCCUUACCCUUUCGCGUUGAGAGAAAUGUCUGUCGUCGGGCCUCUCGGCGUGGAGGGAUUGAGCGACACUUUCGCUGCCGCCCUAUGGACCUUCAACUUCCUUCUUUACGCCGCAACACUCAACAUCACCUCUGUUCAAUUCCAUAUGACCUUUGACAGCAACGCCAGCGCUUGGCAGCCAACACGCAUGUUCGGCCGGGACCGUUUCGUUCGCCCUCUCUACUAUGCCUUCGCGGCGUUCGGCCAGACUCUUGGCCGAUCAUGUACCGCCCGCAUCGCCGAAGAGUCGAUCUCGAACGCUCCCUCUGGCUAUGCGGACUACCUCAAGACUUAUUCGGUCUAUCAGAGCGACUCCCUUUCUUCUGUCGUUUUGCUCAAUGGCAAAAUUGCCAACGUGUCUGACUCAUCCAAGUCUAGCAUUACGGUCGACUUGACUUUCCCGACCUCCCUUGCGGGCGAAACACUGCACUUGGGCUACUUGACUGCCGAUGGAUCAGACGCUACCCAUGGCACAACAUGGAAUGGCAUCAGCUUCGAGCAGGACAAUGCAGGCACGCAGUCACAGGUUUCCAACGAGGACAUUACUGUGAAGGUCGCAAACGAUGGCAAGGCAAGCAUUCCUUUGCGGGAUGCCGAGGCAGUCGUCGUAAACAUUGGCGCUAGGGUGGGCACUUCUGAACCUGACCCCACGGCAUGUGAUGCUCUCACAUCGGCGUCUCCAGGUGUUGGUACUGCGACAACGUCUACACCAGGCCCGGCUGGAGACCCCAGCAACUCUUCAGACGACGGCGACGACAGUGCUGCCACGAGUCUGAUGCAUGGGAAAGCAGUUUAUGGAUGCAUUGCGUGGAGUUUGGCAUUUACUCUGGGAGUCUUGCUUUUCUAG